Messenger RNA from Acomys russatus (golden spiny mouse), 522 nucleotides. RefSeq names its product regenerating family member 1 alpha (gene Reg1a). The transcript is spliced from 5 exons. Gene Ontology annotation, molecular function: oligosaccharide binding; signaling receptor activity; peptidoglycan binding. NCBI's taxonomy places the organism in Eukaryota, Metazoa, Chordata, Mammalia, Rodentia, Muridae. The record is from RefSeq and is a predicted model, not a curated record. Bases 1 to 522 code for a protein of 173 amino acids. Gene Ontology annotation, biological process: venom-mediated disruption of cell wall in another organism; positive regulation of cell population proliferation; response to peptide hormone.
AUGGCUCAGAACAGUGCAUCCCUUAUCCUGUUUGCAUGCCUGAUGUUCCUGUCAUGCAGCCAAGGCCAGGAGGCUGCAGAAGACUUGCUUUUGGCCGAACAAGACUUCCCUUCUUCCAAAAUCACCUGUCCAGAAGGUGCCAAUUCCUAUGGUUCCUACUGCUACUACUUUGUUGAAGAUCGUUUGACCUGGGGGGAGGCAGAUCUCUUUUGCCAGAACAUGAAUUCAGGUCACCUGGUGUCACUGCUCAGCCAGAUUGAGAGCAACUUUGUGGCCUCUCUGGUUAAGGAGAGUGGUACUACAAUUUCCAAUGUCUGGAUUGGACUUCAUGAUCCCAACAAUAACCGUCGUUGGCACUGGAGCAGUGGAUCUCUGUUUCGGUUCAAAUCAUGGGCCACUGGAGCUCCAAGCACUUCCAAUCGUGGUUUUUGUGUGUCACUGACUUCAAACACAGCAUACAAGAGAUGGAAGGAUGAAAACUGUGAUGCUCAGUACUCCUUUGUCUGCAAGUUCAAAGCUUAA